AUGAAGAAGGACCUCCUGAAGAAAUACAACAUCUCCGACGACGAGUUCAAAUUCAUCGAGGAGACCAUCAUGGAGGCCUUCCCCCACCACGCUGGGCCCCAGUGGAAGUUCGCCGGCGCCUUCUACUUCGCCACGGUCGUCAUGGCCAUGAUCGGCUACGGGCAUUCGACACCGGCGACGGUCGCCGGGAAGGCAUUUUGCAUGCUCUACGCCAUCGUGGGGAUCCCGCUGGGGCUGGUCAUGUUCCAGAGCAUCGGCGAGCGGCUUAAUAAGGUCGCGUCCAUUCUCAUCAAGAAGCUGAAGACGGUUCUCAGGUUCAACAACACGGACGCGACGGAGGUGAACCUGCUGCUGGCGACCGGGGUCCUGUCCUCGCUCAUCAUCACGGUCGGCGCCGCGAUGUUCUCCCAGUACGAGCAGUGGAACUAUUUCGACUCCCUGUACUACUGCUACAUCACGCUGACCACGAUCGGGUUCGGGGACUUUGUCGCGUUGCAGUCCGGGAAGGCCCUGCAAGAGAAGCCGGGGUACGUGGCGAUGAGCCUGGUCUUCAUCCUGUUCGGCCUGGCCGUGGUGGCAGCCAGCAUGAACCUCCUCGUCCUGCGCUUCAUGAUGCUCAACAUGGAAGACACGAAGCGGGACGAGGAGAUGUUCCCCGCCUCGCAGCACGUCGUCACCCUCGAGGAGGAGCUGGGCAUGAAGCGCCUCUCGUACUCCACGGCGCUCGGAAGCAUCUACGACGACCAGCCGUCCGUCUGCUCUUGCACGUGCUACGGGAGGCACUCGCACAAGGACGCGUUCCAGUUGGACGAGAGGAAGGCGGUCUACCAGUCGACGGUGUCUGUGAGCACCACGGACGUUCUCGACGAUCAUUCGUUCUUUCCUUCCAAGGACACGGACAUUUAUGCGACCUUUGAUGAUCCGUAUGCGUAUUACGCCAUCAAAAGAGCAUCCAUUUGAGUAAACCGGGAAUUCCGGUUAAGAUUUUAUUUCUUGGAGAAUAGAUCCG
Messenger RNA from Darwinula stevensoni, 1009 nucleotides. Lineage: Eukaryota; Metazoa; Arthropoda; Ostracoda; Podocopida; Darwinulidae. The record is from the annotation of a GenBank genome assembly.